Messenger RNA from Zygotorulaspora mrakii, 2037 nucleotides. It is a transcript of the gene SPP382, whose product is annotated as mRNA splicing protein SPP382. Gene Ontology annotation, cellular component: U2-type post-mRNA release spliceosomal complex. Lineage: Eukaryota; Fungi; Ascomycota; Saccharomycetes; Saccharomycetales; Saccharomycetaceae. Gene Ontology annotation, biological process: spliceosomal complex disassembly. Gene Ontology annotation, molecular function: nucleic acid binding. Bases 1 to 2037 code for a protein of 678 amino acids. The record is from RefSeq and is a predicted model, not a curated record. The transcript has a single exon.
AUGGUGAGUAGUACCUUUGAUAGACACUUUAUCAAGAAGAGGAAGCUUCGUCCUUACGGGAAUAUCGAAGAUGAGGAAGAAACAAUAGUUGAUGACGUGGGAGGAACCGUUGAAGGCAUGCAAGAUGCAUCUUACCAGAAUGAAGCUAGUAAAAGAAUGACGAAGAAAUAUGGGAUCGGUGCUAGAUUGUUAUCUAAGAUGGGGUACGUGGAAGGCAAAGGCCUGGGCUGGAAUGGUUCCGGUAUUGCGGAACCUAUACAAGCAGAACAACGUCCACUGCCGAACGCAGGUCUGGGAAUGCUAUCUUCAUUGGAAAUUGAUUCGCAAGAAGAUGAGGAAGUUGAGAGUAGCUCUGAUGAAGAAAAGGGGCAUAAAAUUAUACAGAAUAGUGUACUUUUCAAUAAGACAACAACAGAGCAUUUAAGUCGCAAUGCAGCCGAUAGUAAGACUAGGGAGAUACAAAAGUUAAUAAGAGAUUUCCAGUUCAAAUUUGGCUUAGAUUUCAAGCAGGAUAGAAUAGAACAACUUGAAGCUAGUGGUCCAGAAGCAGGACAGAAAUUGAAAGUCAUUAUGGAAGAAGCGCUGGAUGUACAACAAAACUUAAACGCCCUUGAUCAUCGCAUUGAGUAUCUGGAACCGAAGUUAACAGAUAUAGAAGAGGAAGAACAAUUACUAGGAGAUAUCAGCGUCGAAUGGAACGAGGCUUCAAUAAUAGAUGCAGCUGGAUUGAUUUUGAAGCUUGCUGACACCGAACUGGUUGAUAGAAUGAUAUGCUCUUUACUACAAAGAAGAUGCGCAGAUCUUCCAUGGGACCCUUUGGAUGCCUCCAAUAUCAUAUUAACCCAGCUAGUGCCGCUGGUUGAAAUUUUGAAAUAUCAAAUGGAUAGUAAUCCAGAUCUUUUAAACAGGACACAAACAGUACUCUUUACUAUCGUAUUCAAUAAGCUACUGGGACAUUGGCAAAAUUGUUUUCUCAAUAGGGAAAAAAUAAAUACUGUCAUAAGACUUUUGAUGGAUUAUGAGCCAAUCUUGAGAUUUAUCGGUUGCUUUACGUACAUAAAAACAAAAUUCAUUUAUCCCCAAUUGAUAGAGGCCUUGAGAUCGUGGGAUAUUUCAAAUUCAGAUAAUUCUCCUCCAAGAAUAUGGAUGUUUGAUUUCAUUGUCAUUAUCGAUGAAGAUUUCCUAAAAGAAUUAAAGCAGCUAGUGGAGCGUAAAAUCUCCGGUUAUUGCCAAGAUUGGCAUCAUAGCAAAUCGCGCCCUAUUUCUAAGUUAGACAUCCUCUUCUCAAGAGAAAUUUUAGGCGAAAGGUAUUCGAAAAUUAUUCAAACUUUUUUUUUACCUAAAUUUAUCGAUCAACUCUGGGAAAAGCAUUUUGAUCCGACCAUCGAUUUAGAAAAUUGGAGAUCUAUCUCUUUUGAAGAAGGAACCUACUAUUAUUUAAUGAAAUUACAGGAAUAUAAACAGUUUUUUGAUGAAGAAGAGUAUAAGUUACUGCUUCAUGGUGUCUUUAAUGAACUCAACAAAAUUUUAUACCAAUGGAUACUUUAUUCUCCAAUGCGUGACAGAAAAAAAGCACAAUCAUGGUUCAACUCCAUUAUUAACGCAAUGUUCAACCAUAAUGUACCCAUCGAAAUGGAACUAGUGGAAAUCAGAAGAACUUUGAAUUUCUUAGAUGAUACGAAUCUCACACCAAUUCAUGACGAAUUGUUUGAUUUAUCAGAGCACUUGAAUUUGAAGGAAAAUGAAGCUGAUCAAUAUAGUAAUGUCUAUUGUUUUGAUAACAUCCCUUUGAGAAAAAUCAGUAAUACCUUUAAAGACGUAUUAUUAGAUUAUUGUGAAGAAAAUGGGUAUAAGUUCGAAAAAUUGCAUGACCAAUAUGCCGUAAUACCAUAUGGAAGUCGAAGGGAGUCGUUGGUACCAAUCUUUGUGGUUAAAUCUCAAGAGAAGAAGUAUCAUCUUGCAAUCAAAGAUGAUAUUCUUUGGGUAAGAAAGCGUAAUGGGAAUUUUGUACCGAUAUUUUUAUAUAGAAUUGGGUAA